Messenger RNA from Carcharodon carcharias (great white shark), 1543 nucleotides. Its product is annotated as speckle type BTB/POZ protein. Lineage: Eukaryota; Metazoa; Chordata; Chondrichthyes; Lamniformes; Lamnidae. Gene Ontology annotation, biological process: regulation of proteolysis; proteasome-mediated ubiquitin-dependent protein catabolic process. Gene Ontology annotation, molecular function: ubiquitin protein ligase binding. Bases 145 to 1269 code for a protein of 374 amino acids. Gene Ontology annotation, cellular component: nucleus; cytoplasm. The transcript has 11 exons. The record is from RefSeq and is a predicted model, not a curated record.
CAGCAGAACCGCGAGAGUCUACUGGGGAAGAAUGAAAAAAAGUUUGGAUGAUGGGCUGAUGCCCUAGUUGAGUAGCAGGAUAAAGUUUCUACAGAAUUUUCUUUCAUCUGUCUCAAGAAAACCUGCAGACUAGUCAAGCUGGCGAUGUCAAGGGUACCAAGUCCACCACCCCCGGCUGAAAUGUCAAGUGGGCCUGUGGCAGAGAGCUGGUGCUAUACACAGAUAAAAGUAGUGAAGUUCUCCUAUAUGUGGACUAUCAACAACUUCAGUUUCUGCCGAGAAGAAAUGGGAGAAGUUAUCAAGAGCUCAACUUUCUCAUCUGGAGCAAAUGAUAAAUUAAAGUGGUGCCUCCGAGUGAACCCUAAGGGUUUAGAUGAGGAAAGUAAAGAUUACCUAUCACUCUACCUGCUGCUAGUCAGCUGUCCAAAAAGUGAAGUCAGAGCAAAAUUUAAAUUCUCCAUUCUGAACGCAAAAGGUGAAGAAACUAAGGCAAUGGAGAGUCAGCGAGCUUAUCGGUUUGUACAAGGAAAAGACUGGGGUUUCAAGAAAUUUAUUAGAAGAGAUUUCCUACUAGAUGAAGCCAAUGGGCUCCUUCCUGAUGACAAACUUACGUUGUUCUGUGAAGUUAGCGUGGUCCAGGAUUCAGUGAAUAUAUCUGGCCAGAACACCAUGAAUAUGGUGAAAGUUCCUGAAUGCCGGUUAGCAGAUGAACUUGGAGGAUUAUGGGAGAAUUCUAGGUUUACAGAUUGUUGCCUUUGUGUAGCUGGCCAAGAGUUUCAAGCGCAUAAAGCAAUUCUUGCAGCUCGUUCCCCAGUCUUCAGUGCUAUGUUUGAGCAUGAAAUGGAAGAAAGCAAGAAGAACCGAGUGGAAAUUAAUGAUGUGGAACCUGAAGUCUUUAAGGAGAUGAUGUGCUUUAUUUAUACGGGGAAGGCGCCAAAUCUUGACAAAAUGGCAGAUGACUUACUUGCAGCUGCUGAUAAGUACGCCCUGGAGCGCUUAAAAGUGAUGUGUGAGGAUGCUCUUUGCAGCAAUUUGUCUGUAGAAAAUGCAGCAGAAAUUUUAAUUCUGGCAGAUCUACACAGUGCAGAUCAACUCAAGACUCAAGCUGUAGACUUCAUAAACUACCAUGCAUCUGACGUAAUGGAAACAUCUGGCUGGAAAUCUAUGGUUUUGUCCCAUCCUCAUCUGGUGGCUGAAGCUUACCGGUCACUAGCAUCAGCUCAAUGCCCUUUCCUUGGUCCUCCCCGCAAACGGCUCAAGCAAUCCUAAAGUGACAUUUAGAAAAUGGAGCGCAUCAUUUUAACAGCACUGACCCGAUCACAGUGUUGCACAAUGCAAUGUAUGAAGCUUUCUGACGCGCUUCCCACCGUGGGAAGGACCGUGCUUGGUGUGCUAAUGACCUUUCUGCACUAAGCACUUUGGGGAGAAAAACAAACCACAAACUUUUGCUGCAUUGUCUUGUGCCCCCUAGACCUGGCUGAACGGAUUCCCGCUGUUUUUUUUAACGGAUGUUUUUAGAUGUUGGCUCAGAAGCUUUCAUUAU